Messenger RNA from Cricetulus griseus (Chinese hamster), 2953 nucleotides. The record is from RefSeq and is a predicted model, not a curated record. NCBI's taxonomy places the organism in Eukaryota, Metazoa, Chordata, Mammalia, Rodentia, Cricetidae.
UCAGUACCGGAAGUCGUGCGGUGGAGCGAAAAUUUGAAGGCAGAGGAGUCGCGGAGCUGUGGCUACCACGGGAUCUGUUGCCGUUUCCGAGUCUGUCCUGGCCGCUUGAGUCGAGCCAUCAUGCCUAUCCGCGCUCUGUGCACUAUAUGCUCCGACUUCUUCGAUCACUCUCGCGACGUGGCUGCCAUCCACUGUGGCCACACUUUUCACCUGCAGUGCCUAAUCCAGUGGUUUGAGACAGCACCAAGUCGGACCUGCCCACAGUGUAGAAUUCAGGUUGGCAAAAAAGCUAUCAUCAAUAAGCUUUUCUUUGACCUUGCCCAGGAAGAGGAGGGUGUAUUGGAUGCAGAAUUCUUAAAGAAUGAAUUGGACAGUAUCAGAGCCCAGCUUUCCCAGAAAGAGAGGGAGAAACGGGACAGCCAGACCAUUAUCGACACUCUACGGGACACACUAGAAGAACGCAAUGCCACUGUGGAGUCCCUGCAGAACGCCUUAGACAAGACAGAGAUGCUGUGUUCCACUCUUAAAAAGCAGAUGAAGUUCCUGGAGCAGCAGCAGGAUGAGACCAAGCAGGCUCAGGAGGAGGCCCGCCAACUCAAGAGCAAGAUGAAGACCAUGGAGCGAAUUGAGCUCCUACUCCAGAGCCAGCGGUCUGAGGUGGAGGAGAUGAUCCGAGACAUGGGUGUGGGACAGUCCGCGGUGGAGCAGCUGGCUGUGUACUGCGUGUCCCUCAAGAAAGAGUAUGAGAAUCUGAAAGAAGCACGGAAGGCCUCAGGGGAGCUGGCUGACAAGUUAAAGAAGGACUUGGCCACCUCUAAGAGCAAGUUGAAGGCUGUCUACACUGAGCUGGAUCAGGCCAAGUUGGAACUGAGGUCAACUCAGAAGGAUUUACAGAGUGCUGACAAGGAAAUCACGAGCCUAAGAAAGAAGCUAAAGAUGCUUCAGGAAACCUUGAACCUGCCUCCAGUGACCAGUGAGACCGUCAGCCGCCUGGUUUUUGAGAGCCCAGCCCCAGUGGAGAUGCUGCACCCCAGGCUCCACCGGCCAUCCAUCAGUGAUGAGAUUGACCUCAAUGCUACCUUUGAUGUAGUUACCCCUCCAGCCCAGCCCUCCAGCUCCCAGCAUGGCCACCCCAAGAAGCUCUCCCUGGAGAGGGCACGCUCUCCUGUGCAGGACGUUCUCAAGAAGAUCCCUAAAGUCUCCAAGCAGGAGCCCCAGCUCUCACUGGGUGGCCAGCGCUGUAUAGGAGAGCCAGACGAGGAACUGGCUGGUGCCUUCCCCCUCUUCAUCCGGAAUGCAAUUCGGGGUCAGAAACAGCCCAACAGGACCACAGCAGACUCCCGUUGCAGCACAGAUGUGGUAAGAAUAGGCUUUGAUGGUCUUGGAGGACGAACAAAGUUCAUCCAGCCUACAGACACAGCCAUUUUCCGACCAAUGCCUGUUAAGCCCAAGGCCAAGAGUAAGCAGAAAGUGAGAAUAAAGACUGUGAAUUCUUCCUCCCAGCCCAAGAUGGAUACCUUCCUGUUGCAGUGAGCAAAUGACAGAGUCGUGUCUCCAAUUAGUAGUCCAAGACCUUUGCCAACCCAGGAGUGUUUGGGGAGAUGGCUCCUCUUCCUGGAAAGUGCGAGAGUGAGAGCAGAAACUGCACUUCCUGAGUUCUCUUUGCCCUGCCCCCACUGGAUCUACCUCAGGGAGCUGACAUGACCAGUUUAUAGUUCCAGUCAGCAGGGCCUGCUUCUAGUUGAAGGUUUUUGCAUAGAGCUACAACCAGAUAUGGCUGGGCUCCUUCUGAUUUUAUAGACCAGGGUCACAUUUGACUCUACAUGGAUGAAAGUUCUGGAGGUUUCUUAAGCAGGCUAGCCUGAACUUGUGCCUGCCUCCAGCUCACUGUUUGAAGUAGUAGAUGGUAAGGAAAUGAUGGGGGAAGGUUUCCGUGGAAAAUAAAAAGGCAUCUUUUCUUCCUGGCUCUGGACGUAUAAAUUUGUACCGGGACUUUAGAAAAUUAAAUGGGUUUCUGAAACAGGAGUGCCAUCGAGACUUUGACCUGGUAGUUUUCUCUCCAGGCGUGACAUUCUCACGGGGCACAGGAAGACCCCAGCAAGAAUGGUGUCCCUGCAGUCUAAACGAUAAGCCAAGUGAGUGGUGAACUGAGUUCUCAUUCAUGCAGGGAACCCAGCAAGCACAACUAACAACCAGUGACCAAGCUGUUAGCUUUUAGGUCUUGGCUUCAGGGCACUUUCUCCUAGAGAAUUUCCCUUCUGGCCACUCACCUGGGUAAGACUUCCUGCACUUCUUUCUCCCAUUGUUAGACAGGAGUUCUCCUGUUUCCCUAGCACAUCACCUGCUUCCUGCUGAAGGCACCCAGCCACUUGCUAGGAAACCUAGAGGAGCCUGAAGCUAUUGCUGAUGGAGAUGAUAGCCGUGGUCAUGUGAUGCUUAGCUUUGUCAACUGGACACGAUCUAGAAUCACUUGGUGAGGACCUCUCAGUGAGGUCUAGAUGAGGUCGGCCCGUGGGUGUGUCUGUGGAGGGUUACCUUGGUUAUGUUAACUGACGUGGGAAGACAAGCCUACUGGAAGUUGGCACCAUUCCCCAGGCGCAAAGGAUCCUGAACUGUUAAAGAGCAGAGAAAGUGCUGGGUGGUGGUGGCAUGCACCUUUAAUCCCAACACUGGGGAGGCAGAAGCAGGCAGAUCUGUGGUUCGAGGCCACCCUGGUCUACAGAGCGAGUUCCAGCACAGCUAGAGCUAUAUACCAAAAAACUCUGUCUCGAAAAACAAAAACAAAAACAAAAAACAAACUAAAUAAAUAAAGCAGAGAAAAUGAGCCGAGCACAAGAAUGGAUGUGCUCUCUCUGGGCUUAGCUGAGUGUGACCAGCUGCUCUGCCUUGACUUCCCUGCAAUGACGGACUGUAACCUGAAACUGUGAGCUAAAAUAAAAACUUUCUCCCCUCA